Messenger RNA from Coffea eugenioides, 2588 nucleotides. RefSeq names its product DEAD-box ATP-dependent RNA helicase 35-like. Bases 665 to 2437 code for a protein of 590 amino acids. Gene Ontology annotation, biological process: mRNA splicing, via spliceosome. NCBI's taxonomy places the organism in Eukaryota, Viridiplantae, Streptophyta, Magnoliopsida, Gentianales, Rubiaceae. Gene Ontology annotation, molecular function: RNA binding; RNA helicase activity; ATP binding. The record is from RefSeq and is a predicted model, not a curated record. The transcript has 6 exons. Gene Ontology annotation, cellular component: spliceosomal complex.
UCUUUCCUUUCUCUUCCCUUUUUAUGCCUGACAAUCACCGCAAUUUCUUUCUUAUUUUCACUGUAGAUUUUUUCCUUUUAGGUAUUUGUACUUGCAGACAUGAAACCCACAAAUUUUUUCAUAGAUUAAGUGUAUACUUUUACCCUAAAAUUCAGGGAUUUUUUGCUCAAAAAAUGGUCCCUUGUCUGAUUCACUAAGCCCGUACGAACCCUUAUUUCUCAACCUUCAGAUCUUUGUCAACAAUUUCUGACUCUAAAUUUUACUCUCUCGGCUUCGAUUUGAUGGCUGCUUAGUAAGAGGGAAGUAGAAUCAGUAUUAAAAACCGGAGGAAUAGAAAAGGGCGCUUGAGGUUAGAGGCUUUAUAGGAUAUACAUCUUAUUUCAUUUUCUCAUAGGUGAAAAGAAAAAUAGAGAGGUUUCUUGCCUUUUGGUGUAUUCCUCUAUGCUUUGUUUGGAAAGUGGAAAAUCCUCGCAAGUGGUUUGGUGCCUUUUGUUCCCUUGCAUCCUGCUUUGGUCCGAAAAUAGAAAAGGUUUUGCAGUAAAAUUUCUGUUCAUUCCAGUCUCUCGCUCGUCGCCGACGCCGUUGCUCGCCGCAUCUGUCAAACUCCAUCGCCAUCGCUACAGAGUGAGCUCGCCGCAUCUGGUUACUGACUCCACAGGAGAUAAUGAUGACGGAGGAAGAUGAUGAUUAUGUUGAGUACAUCCCAGUUGCAAAGAGGAGGGCAUUAGAAGUCCAGAAAAUAUUGCAACGGAAAGGUAAAUCUUCUACCCUGGAAGAAGAGGAAGCUGAAAAAUUGAAGCUUGUAGAAGCAAAGCCUAGUUUGCUAGUAAAGGCCUCACAGUUGAAAAAAGAACAACCUGAAAUUAGCCCUACUGAACAAAUGGUACAGCAGGAGAAAGAGAUGAUUGAGCAUCUCUCUGAUCGCAAAACUUUGAUGUCUGUUCGGGAGUUGGCUAAAGGGAUUACUUACACGGAACCAUUGUUUACGGGGUGGAAACCGCCGUUGAAUAUAAGGAGGCUGUCUAAGAAAGUGUGUGAUGCAAUAAGGAAGCAGUGGCAUAUUAUUGUGGAUGGCGAAGAUAUUCCUGCACCAAUUAAGAAUUUUAAGGAUAUGAGAUUUCCUGACCCGAUUUUGAAGAAGCUGAAAGCGAAGGGGAUUGUGCAACCAACCCCUAUUCAGGUUCAAGGUCUUCCUGUUAUAUUAGCAGGAAGGGAUAUGAUAGGCAUAGCAUUUACGGGUUCUGGUAAGACACUGGUGUUUGUUUUGCCACUGAUCAUGGUGGCACUUCAAGAAGAAAUAAUGAUGCCAAUUGCCCCUGGAGAAGGGCCAUUUGGUUUAAUUGUCUGUCCAUCACGAGAACUUGCAAGACAAACUUAUGAAGUUGUGGAGCAGUUUCUUGCACCCAUGAGGGAGUACGGUUAUCCAGAGUUAAGGCCAUUGCUUUGCAUUGGUGGAGUUGACAUGAAGUCUCAGUUGGAGGUUGUGAAGAAAGGAGUUCACAUUGUGGUUGCUACGCCAGGAAGACUCAAAGAUAUGCUUGCAAAGAAGAAAAUGAAUCUUGACAGUUGCAGGUAUUUAACAUUAGAUGAAGCAGAUAGGUUGGUGGAUUUGGGUUUUGAAGAUGACAUAAGAGAAGUCUUUGAUCACUUUAAAGCUCAGCGUCAAACUCUUUUGUUUUCUGCCACAAUGCCCACAAAGAUCCAAAAGUUUGCAAGAAGCGCAUUGGUUAAACCCGUUGUGGUUAAUGUGGGAAGGGCUGGAGCGGCAAACCUUGAUGUGAUUCAAGAGGUGGAGUAUGUUAAGCAAGAGGCAAAGAUUGUUUACCUCCUUGAGUGCUUGCAGAAGACACCUCCUCCUGUUCUGAUAUUCUGUGAGAAUAAAGCUGACGUUGAUGACAUUCACGAAUAUCUUCUGUUAAAGGGCGUUGAAGCAGUUGCAAUUCAUGGAGGAAAAGAUCAAGAAGAGAGAGAGUAUGCUAUCAAGUCCUUUAAAGAAGGCAAGAAAGAUGUGUUGGUUGCCACUGAUGUUGCCUCAAAGGGUUUGGACUUUCCAGAUAUUCAGCACGUGAUUAAUUACGACAUGCCAGCAGAAAUAGAAAAUUACGUUCACAGGAUUGGUCGUACUGGAAGAUGUGGGAAAACAGGAAUUGCAACGACAUUUAUCAACAAAAAUCAGAGUGAAACUACACUUCUAGAUUUGAAGCAUUUGCUACAGGAGGCAAAACAGAGAAUACCUCCAGUGCUGGCAGAAUUGAAUGAUCCAAUGGAGGAUGUUGAUGCAAUCACAAAUGCUAGUGGAGUCAAAGGCUGUGCUUACUGUGGCGGACUUGGUCAUCGGAUCCGUGAUUGUCCCAAGUUGGAACAUCAAAGGAGCACACAAAUAGCAAGUUCAAGAAGAGACUACUAUGGAUCUGGGGGCUAUCGCGGGGAAAUUUGAGUUUUUUCCUUUGGAUUGUGCCAAUGAGUUUGUAAAUGGAAACUGUUUGAAGGUAGAAUAUAUUUUGUUGUAGUUGUUAACGUAAUGAUGUAUCACAAUUUUCCUUCUCUUUUUUGCGAUUAAUAUUGUGGAAGCCCUAGACAUUGGUGCA